Molecule: messenger RNA, 1654 nt
Organism: Acaromyces ingoldii
Lineage: Eukaryota; Fungi; Basidiomycota; Exobasidiomycetes; Exobasidiales; Cryptobasidiaceae
Product: longevity assurance proteins LAG1/LAC1
Exons: 5
Coding region: 81-1436 (451 amino acids)
Biological process (GO): ceramide biosynthetic process
Cellular component (GO): membrane
Molecular function (GO): sphingosine N-acyltransferase activity
Source: RefSeq, a predicted model, not a curated record
CGAAAAUUCCUGAGCAUGCAUCUCUCCUUCCGAUUCCAUCAACAUAACGUAGCAUCAGAACUACCACCGCGUCCAUCACCAUGUCGACGACGGCCACGCCCAAGGGUGGGGCCAGACAGCGAGGAUCCUCGGUCAGCAAGGCCAUCUCCGAGGUCAAUACGUACACCGAUGGAGCCAGCGUCUUGCCUUCGCAGGACGGAAACGAGAACCCGGCAGCCGAGAUGAAGGCGACGCUUGCGGGUGAGAAGAGCAACGUAGCCUCAUCAUCCUCGUCGUCGACGCGCGGUGACAAGGGCAAACAAGCCGUCGCGAAGAAGAGCAGCGCUCCCAAGGCGGACGAGCAUGUAAGCAGGAGCCAGGGACUUCUCAAGGACAUCAUUACCUUCCGAUGGAUGACGGAGCCAGCCUCAUCGGCCAAGCUCGCUGGCAUCAUCAUUGUCCUCUGGCUCAACUGGCGGCUCCUUACCCCCCACGUCGCCAACCCGUUUGAGCCCUUCCUCUUUCUCUCGCACCGCAUCCCUGUCGCGACUGUGCUCCUCGAGGAGCCGAGCGUGGCGCUUCGAGGCGAUACCGUGCGUUACCAGAAGGGCUACAAGGACCUUCUCUUCAUCCUCUUCUACAUCAUCGUCUUCAGCUGCAUUCGACAAACGACGACGCUGUACAUGUUCAAGCCCUUUGCCGCGUGGUGGGGUAUCAAGAACGAGCGCAAGCGCGAGCGGUUCACCGAGCAGGGCUACGCCUUCCUCUACUGGGGCACUGCCGGCCUGCUUGGCCUCUAUGUCAUGUCCUUCCAGGAGAGCUGGUGGUUCCAGCUCGAGCACCUCUGGCUCAAGUACCCGCACUGGCAGAUGCGGCCCGAGCUCAAGACCUACUACCUCCUUCAGCUCAGCUACUGGCUCCAGCAGGCCCUCGUCAUGCUUCUGCGCCUCGAGGCGCCACGCAAGGAUUACUACGAGCUCAUUGCCCACCACCUCGUCACCCUCUGGCUCAUCGGCUGGUCCUACCUCAUCAACCUGACCAUGAUUGGGACGACUGUCUUUGUAUGCAUGGACAUCCCUGACACCUGGCUCGCUGCGGCCAAGGGUCUCAACUACCUUGGUCUCGACCUAGCUGCCACGAUCAUUUUUGGCAUCUUCAUGUUCAUCUGGACCUACUUCCGCAUCUACCUCAGCGCCGUCACUCUCUGGUCCGUCUGGUACCAGUUCGACCUGAUUCCAGCCUACACGAAGUACUUCCUCCCCAGCAAGGGCGUCUGGCUCACCUGGUGGAUGAAGUACCAGGUAUUUGCGCCCCUCUUCCUUCUCCUGCUCCUCAACAUCUUCUGGUACGUCCUCAUGUGGCGCGUCAUGAUCCGCUCGAUCCAGGGCAUCAGCGGCGACGUUCGCGAGGAGGGCGAGUACGACGACGAUGAGGAAGAAGAGAAGAAGAAGGAGUAGGUGGGGAAGUUUGGUCGUAACUCAAAGAAGAGCCGUGAGAUGUACAAAGAUAAGGAAAAAGAAGAGGAAGAAGACAAAGGGAAGGGAAGAGAAACAGGGACAAUUGUCACACUCUCAGACUUGUCUCUCCUUGCGGAAUGCAUUUGCUCCUGGCCUAGCUUGCUGCCUUUGUCGUCUGCCUGAGUUGAUGUAUGAUUGCCGCACGCAUGAAUAAAAGU